Messenger RNA from Rana temporaria (common frog), 7216 nucleotides. RefSeq names its product insulin like growth factor 1 receptor (gene IGF1R). The transcript has 21 exons. Bases 1053 to 5156 code for a protein of 1367 amino acids. Gene Ontology annotation, cellular component: insulin receptor complex; axon; membrane. Gene Ontology annotation, biological process: positive regulation of MAPK cascade; multicellular organism development; positive regulation of phosphatidylinositol 3-kinase/protein kinase B signal transduction. NCBI's taxonomy places the organism in Eukaryota, Metazoa, Chordata, Amphibia, Anura, Ranidae. The record is from RefSeq and is a predicted model, not a curated record. Gene Ontology annotation, molecular function: insulin receptor substrate binding; phosphatidylinositol 3-kinase binding; ATP binding.
CAGUGUUGUGCUGAGAGUCUCUCCCCCCUGUGAGUCCGCUCCGGCUGUGCGGAGCCUCCAGUCCGUGUUUUCCCGCCCGCCCGGAGUGUGUGUGUGUUGGUUGGUUGGUGGAUGUGUCUCCGGCUCUUGUUUACAGCAGUCACGUCAGAGCGCCAGAGGAGCGGAGCUCUGAGGAGGAGAAGAAGAUCGGAGGAGAUCGGGGAUGACAAUGAUCGCUCGGCUCACACACAUCGCCCGCUCUGCGCCCUGACACGCUCGCGCAGGAGGAUCUGUGACCUUCAGGCCCCCCCCCGGAGUGAGCGGACACUUUGCCAUUCAUUGCCCCCCCCGGGGGUGACAUGGAGGGGGAGGACUCGGAGCGGCGCGCCGGUGGUGUCCGGCUCGGUGUAACGUGCAACGUGUGCGAGCGGCGAGGCUGACAUCGGGGAGAACCCCGGGACUGGCCGCUGAUUGGCUGCUCUUCCUGCUAUACGGGAGACUAUAGAGACUCGGGGCUGAGGCGCUGAUUGGCCGCUCCGCGUUCUAUACGGGAAUACUCCGCGUUUCGUAGUGAAUACGGACCGAGGUGCUGAUUGGAUAUUCCGCGUUCUGUACGGACUGAGCCUCGGGCGCUGAUUGGUGCACACGCCACGCUCUAUACGGGAUACUCUGCGCUCUGGGCAAGCCGAGGCGCUGAUUGGCUACUCCGCGUUCCAUACGGGAUACACAACCUUCUAUACUGGAUACUCUGUACUGAAUGAGGCUCCGGCGCUGAUUGGCUGCUCCGGGUUCCAUACACACCGAGGCUCCUGCGCUGAUUGGUGGACACUACAGACUCGGGCUUCCCAGUGAAGGGCCCCUUUAAGGCUGGGAGGUAUUUGGGGGUCACCGGCUCCCCCCAGACUGCAGCCUCUAAUACAAGGUCACAGCGGCCACCCACCCCACAUAUCGGGGGUCAGUGUGUGUGUGGGCUCCGGCCGCCAUCUUUGUUUCGGUCACUUUUCGGGCUGUGGAUGUGAGGGGCCCCUCAGAUCGCUGGAGUGGCGGAGAGCCGCGUGUGUUCCUCCCGGGAGAUGAAGACCGGCUGGGGGGCUCCGGCCUGGAUGUCGGGGGUCUUACUACUACUACUGGUCCUGUGUCCGAGCCUGUGCCUGGGGCCCCCGGGGGGCAAAGUAUGCAGCAACAGCAUGGACAUACGCAACAAUGUAAGCGAACUUAAGGAGCUGGAAGACUGUGUCGUGAUUGAAGGCUACCUCCAGAUUUUACUCAUCACCAACGCAAAGGUUGAAGAUUUCCGGAACUUGCGUUUUCCCAAGCUCACGGUGAUUACAGAUUAUUUACUGCUUUUCCGGGUGUCGGGCCUGGAGAGUCUGAGCGACCUCUUUCCCAACCUCACCGUCAUCCGUGGCCGCAUUCUCUUCUACAACUACGCCUUGGUUAUCUUCGAGAUGACGGACCUAAAGGAGAUUGGGCUUUACAGCUUGCGGAAUAUUACUCGUGGUGCUAUAAGGAUCGAGAAGAACUCCGACUUGUGCUACCUUUCUACCGUGGAUUGGUCGCUGGUCUUGGAAGCGGUCUACAACAAUUACAUUGUCGGGAAUAAACCACCAAAGGACUGUGGAGAUAUGUGUCCUGGCACUAUGGAAGAUAAGCCAAUUUGCCAGAAAACCGUGAUUGACAAUGAAUUUUCAUACCGCUGCUGGUCAGCCGAACAUUGCCAGAAAGUGUGCCCCGGCAAGUGUGAGAGACUCUCCUGUACAGACAAGGGCGAGUGCUGCCAUCCGGAGUGCCUGGGAAGCUGUACCGCUGCAAACAACGACAGCGCCUGCGUGGCUUGUCAACACUUCUUCUACGAAGACAGAUGUGUCCCCAGCUGUCCAGAGAACACCUACAGCUUUCAGGGGUGGCGCUGCAUCACCUUGGAAGAAUGUGCCAACAUGCACACCAUAUAUAACUCCCCAACUCAUUACAUCCUCCAUAACGGGGAGUGUGUGUACGAAUGUCCAUCAGGAUAUCGAGUCAAUGACAGUCAAAGUAUGUUCUGCAUUCCAUGUGAGGGCCAUUGUCCUAAAGUCUGCAUCGAGGAGAAGACCAUUGAUUCCGUCACCUCCGCCCAGAUGUUGGAAGGAUGUACAGUGCUGCAAGGAAACCUUCUGCUCAACAUCCGCAGAGGCCAAAACAUUGCCGCAGAGCUGGAGAACUUUAUGGGUCUCAUAGAGACGGUGACCGGAUACGUGAAAAUCCGCCACUCCCACGCUCUGGUUUCGCUGUCCUUCCUGAAAAGUCUGCGUUACAUCAAUGGAGAGAACCUCACCGAUGGGAAUUACGCCUUUUAUGUUCUGGACAACAACAAUCUACAGCAACUGUGGGAUUUUUCGAAACACAGCCUCACCAUCAAAACCGGCAAGAUGUAUUUUGCAUUUAACCCAAGGCUAUGCGUAAAAGAGAUCAAUGACAUGGUAAAUGUGACAGGAACCACAGGACGGCAGACAGACCAGGACAUAAAUCGUAAAAACAAUGGAGACCGAGCAUCUUGUGAAAGUCACACACUGAACUUCAUAUCGAACAGCACGCAGAAGACCCGGAUCAUGUUGACCUGGGAGCGAUACCGACCGCCUGAUUACAGAGACCUCAUCAGCUUCACUGUCUACUAUAAGGAGGCUCCUGUUCCUGAUGUGACUGAAUACGAUGGUCAGGACGCAUGCGGGUCAAACAGCUGGAACAUGCUGGAUGUAGAUCUACCGCAGAACAAGGAGAAGAACCCCGGGGUCCUCCUGCAGGGCUUGAAGCCCUGGACUUCCUAUGCAAUCUUUGUGAAAGCUCUCACACUGAUUAUGGUGGAGGAUAAUCAGUUCCAUGGAGCAAAGAGCAAUAUUGUCUACAUCCGCACCGAGCCUGCAGUUCCCUCCAUCCCCCUGGACGUCAUCUCGGCCUCCAAUUCCUCGUCUCAGCUGAUUGUGAAGUGGAAGACUCCGUCUCUUCCAAAUGGCAAUCUCUCCUAUUACAUUGUGCGCUGGCAGCAACAACCUCAGGACAGUUAUCUUUACCAGCACAACUACUGCUCCAAAGAUAAAGUUCCUAGUCGAAAAUAUGCCAACGAGACGAUUGACGCAGAGGGUGAGAAGGAGCCAACCAAGACCGAUGCUGAAGGGGGGCGAGAGAAGGGAAUGUGCUGUGCCUGCCCCAAAACUGAAGCGGAGAAGAAGAAAGAGAAAGACGAGGCCGAGUACAGGAAGAUGUUUGAGAAUUUCCUACAUAACUCCAUCUUUGUACCCAGACCGGAUCGUAGACGACGUGAUGUAUUCGGUGCUGCAAAUGCAACGCUCCUCGGCGACAGCAAGAACAGCAGCACCACAAUAGACUUCUCCAACGCGUCCGACUCUGAACCGAAGGAGAUAGAGUAUCCGUUCUAUGAAACAAAAGUGGACUACAGACACGAGAGGACGGUUAUUUCGAACCUGCUGCCAUUCACUCUCUACCGCAUCGAUAUCCAUAGCUGCAACCAUGCAGCCGAAACGGUUGGCUGCAGCCCUUCCAACUUUGUCUUUGCCAGAACCAUGCCUGCAGCUGGUGCCGAUAAUAUACCUGGAGCGGUCCUCACUGAGGAAGCGGAAGAAAAUGCAGUCAUCUUAAAGUGGCCAGAGCCACCUAAUCCUAAUGGACUUACUCUGAUGUAUGAGAUUGAAUUUAAGCAAGGGGAGCAACGCCUCAAAGAAUGUGUUUCCAGACAAGACUACAGUAACUUGGGAGGUAAAAAACUCACGCGGCUUAACCCAGGCAACUACACCGCGCAGGUGCGCGCCAUUUCGCUCUCUGGAAAUGGUUCCUGGACGGAUAUGGUGUCAUUCUUUGUAAAGGAAAGAACUCCCGAGACUCCUGAAAGCCUCAUGCACCUGGCCGUGGUCCUUCCAGUCAUUACAGUUUUAAUACUUGUGUCCAUCUUUAUUAUUGCCUGCUAUGUCACCAAGAAGAGGAACAGCGACCGGCUUGGCAAUGGAGUGCUGUACGCAUCGGUGAAUCCCGAGUACUUCAGCGCAGCGGAAAUGUAUGUGCCCGACGAGUGGGAGGUUCCUCGAGAGAAGAUAACUAUGAACCGUGAGCUGGGGCAAGGCUCGUUUGGCAUGGUGUAUGAAGGACUUGCGAAAGGGGUAGUGAAAGACGAGUCAGAGACUAGGGUGGCCAUAAAAACGGUGAACGAAUCAGCUAGCAUGCGAGAGAGAAUAGAGUUCCUAAAUGAAGCUUCGGUGAUGAAAGAAUUUAACUGCCAUCAUGUGGUCCGUCUGUUAGGCGUCGUUUCCCAAGGUCAGCCAACACUUGUCAUCAUGGAGUUAAUGACUCGUGGGGACCUCAAAAGUUACCUGAGAUCUCUAAGGCCAGAUGCAGAGAACAACCCCGGACUACCACCCCCCUCCCUGAAAAAGAUGAUCCAGAUGGCGGGAGAGAUUGCAGAUGGGAUGUCGUACCUCAAUGCAAACAAAUUCGUUCAUCGAGACCUCGCUGCCCGGAACUGUAUGGUUGCAGAAGACUACACAGUGAAGAUUGGAGACUUUGGAAUGACCCGAGACAUUUAUGAGACGGACUAUUAUCGUAAGGGAGGGAAAGGUCUCCUUCCGGUACGUUGGAUGUCUCCGGAGUCUCUCAAGGACGGAGUCUUCACCAUUCACUCCGAUGUCUGGUCUUUUGGCGUGGUCUUAUGGGAGAUAGCCACGCUGGCAGAGCAGCCAUACCACGGCAUGUCCAAUGAGCAGGUUCUCCGCUUUGUUAUGGAAGGCGGACUCCUGGAGAAGCCAGACAACUGUCCAGAUAUGCUGUUUGAGUUGAUGCGCAUGUGCUGGCAGUACAACCCUAAGAUGAGACCCUCUUUCCUGGAGAUCAUCAGCAGCAUUAAAGACGAGAUCGAUCCCAACUUUAGGGAGGUGUCCUUCUUCUACAGCGAAGAGAACAAACCGCCGGACACGGAAGAACUAGACCUGGAGGCAGAGAACAUGGAAAGCAUUCCAUUGGACCCGUCGUGUACCUUGCAGACCUCAGAACACCACGUGGGGCACAAGUCAGAAAACGGUCCCGGCGUAGUCGUCCUCAGGGCAAGCUUUGACGAGAGACAGCCCUACGCGCACAUGAAUGGGGGGCGCAAGAACGAGAGGGCGCUACCUCUGCCACAGUCCUCGGCCUGCUGAUCCAGGCUUGCGGUCUGACGGAAAACACUUGUGGAAACACACCGCCCCCUUGUGUUACCUGUAGGACAUAACCCACAGGAGGCUUCCUCCAAAAAAAACAAACAAAAACAAAAAAAAUCAGUGCAAACACUAAUCCACUUUCUGUCUUUUUGUUUGACUUCAGCCCCCCUGGCUGAGUUAGCACUGGUGUACUUACUUAUGGAUGGAUCUAGUACGUCAGACCAGUGCCCCAACUUGCGCCUGUGUGACACGGUAAGUGUGUACUUGCUCUUGCACACGACAAGGCUGAAAGCACUUAUUUUGCAUCGUUUGGGCCAGAUGGAAACAAACUACUUUUUUUCACUUUUGGCUCACUAUAAAAAAAUAUAUAUAUAUAAAAAAAAAAGACACAUUUAAGAAAGGUAAAGCAUAUUGCAACCCAGACGUCUAUUUAAUUCUGCCAGUCUUUGCCAAAUAGAUUUUUUUUUCUUUUUUUACAGCAUGGACAGUUCGGAUGUAUGAAGUCACUUUUCAUAUCGCAAAGCCCAUGCACACCUUGAUCUUUUUUUUUUUUUUUUUUUUUCUCCUCAUCCAAUGGGGACGUUUUUUUGUUUUUUUUUUAUGGAGUAAUCCUCUUUUUUUUCUUUUUCUUUUUUCUUCUUCUUUUUUUUUUUGAGGCGGAAAUGGUCUUGCUUUUGUGUGCGUGGAAAUAACAUAUAUUCAAAGUAAAUGUAAUAUAUGUUAUAAAACAUGAUCUGGACGAACCCAGCAAGAAGGAAGUCUGUUACAAAACGUGGAUGACGAAGCCGCAAUUUUCAGGGGAUCGCCCAGCAAUGAUAAUAGAUCUUUUUUUGUUUUUUUGCAGAAGGUUUUCUUUUAUUGUAAGGAAAAAGGAAUGAAAAAAUAAUUGCGUUGGCCAGUUGGAAUUCUGGAAUCGCGCGCUGGAAUAUUCUAGAACAACAGACUCACCUGCAAUUGCCAGCUGUCUCCACAUCUCCCUGAAGUUAUUCUUUUGGGCCUCAUAUAUAUAUAUAUAUACAAGUACAUAAUUUGGCGGGGUGGGGGGGGUGGGAGGGGGAAUGGGUAGAGUGGGAUUUUCUUUCUUGCUAAGACUUUUUGUAGAAGGUCCUUACAGUUCAAUGUGAGGUCAUAGCGUCAUUUACAUACGCAUUUUGUGUCCCUUUUAUAACUUUUUUAUGGUUCAGAUAUUCAUCUAUGUCUGUACAGAAAAGGCUGCUAUUUUUUUCUUUAUCUUUUUUGUGUAUUUAAUCUAUGAUAGAAAAAAACGGAAAAAAAAAAAAAAAAUACGAAAAAAAGCACCUUCAGGUCUACUCUUCCAUCUCCUCAUGUUCUAUAAAUUUGCUUCUUGUUUCCCUAAGGCUUACACACACACACCUACACAAAAAAAAAUAGUUAUAUGUACAAGAGGCUUCCAUUGGAUGGAAUGGGAGACUUUAAUAGAUCGCAAGGUGACGCGCUGUUUCUACACUUGUAUGAAUAAGCCCCCCCCCAAUUGUGUCAUAUGAUUCCCUACAUUGUACACCUCCCAUGAAUGAACUUGUAGAGGUAGCCAUUUAAUUGUUUAUUGCCUUUUAUGUGUGGCAUGAUUUGUUUUUUUUAUUAUUAUUUUAUUUUAUUUUUUGUUUUUUUUGUGCUUCAUAGUAGUGUAAAACCAAGUGUUUAGAGAAGGGUGGUGGUGCAGACAAAGUAUCUCAAGAUACAGUGUAAUUAUUUUCCCUUUUUUUUUUUAAUCUCCUCACACAGCUAUCAUUUUUGUUAUGUUGCAAUGCGUCAAAUAACUCAGGUCGAAAAACAAAACUGACAACGAAAAAAAAAAAAAAUCAUCACACAGUCUCAUAUUAACGCUGUUUGUCCCUUCCUAGAAUCGGAGCCAGAGCCCGUCGCUGGGCUGUGGUUACAGGGCGGCUUGCAUGUUUUUCCAUCUAUCUCUCCUGUAUGUGUACUUUGUGUGCGCGUGUGUGGUUUCAUUCUUGGAUACAGCACCAAGCUUUAAGUCUCGAUGUCUAUUUUGGGAGCUAUUUUUUCAUUAGCCUACCUGAAGAAGAAGAAAAAAAAAAAAA